GCUUGCUCCGGAACGCAGGCAGUUUGUUUCGGAAGAUCGCGGAUUACUGCUACCAAGUUACAAGAAUGGCAUCAAUGGGACUCCAGAUUCUGGGCAUAGCCCUGUGUGUGUUCGGGUGGCUGGGAGCUCUUCUCACCUGCGUCCUUCCCAUGUGGAGAGUGACCGCUUUCAUUGGGAACAACAUCGUGGUGGCGCAGAUCAUUUGGGAAGGUCUUUGGAUGAAUUGUAUAGUUCAGAGCACCAGCCAGAUGCAGUGUAAGGUGUAUGAGUCGCUGCUGGCCCUCUCACAAGAUCUCCAGGCUUCCAGAGCUCUGACCGUUAUCUCCCUGGUGGUGGGUGUGAUCGGUAUCCUGGUGUCCAUCGCUGGAGGAAAAUGCACCAACUGUAUAGAAAACGAGGCAACAAAGGCCAAGGUGACAAUUAUAGCGGGAAUUAUCUUCAUCCUGGCUGGAGUGCUGACCCUGAUCCCAGUGUCCUGGUCUGCAAACACCAUCAUCAAGGAUUUCUACAACCCGCUGGUGACGGACGCCCAGAGGAGGGAGCUUGGAGCCUCCUUAAUGGCAUCAAUGGGACUCCAGAUUCUGGGCAUAGCCCUGUGUGUGUUCGGGUGGCUGGGAGCUCUUCUCACCUGCGUCCUUCCCAUGUGGAGAGUGACCGCUUUCAUUGGGAACAACAUCGUGGUGGCGCAGAUCAUUUGGGAAGGUCUUUGGAUGAACUGUAUAGUUCAGAGCACCGGCCAGAUGCAGUGUAAGGUGUACGACUCGCUGCUGGCCCUCUCGCAAGAUCUCCAGGCUUCCAGAGCUCUGACCGUUAUCUCCCUGGUGGUGGGUGUGAUCGGUAUCCUGGUGUCCAUCGCUGGAGGAAAAUGCACCAACUGUAUAGAAAACGAGGCAACAAAGGCCAAGGUGACAAUUAUAGCGGGAAUUGUCUUCAUCCUGGCUGGAGUGCUGACCCUGAUCCCAGUGUCCUGGUCUGCAAACACCAUCAUCAAGGAUUUCUACAACCCGCUGGUGACGGACGCCCAGAGGAGGGAGCUUGGAGCCUCCUUGUACAUCGGUUGGGGAACCUCGGGUCUGCUAAUCCUCGGAGGGGCCCUGCUCUGCUGCACCUGUCCCCCCAAAGAUGACAACUCAUACUCAGCCAAGUAUUCUGCGCCUAGAUCUACAGCUCCGAGCAAGAACUACGUGUAACUGGGGAACGGAUAGAUCCGACCCAAUUUCCAGAGAUAAGAUCAGACCAAUGCUGUACAUUGUCUAUACUGUUUUGCAUUUGGCAAGUUAAAUCAAUGUACUGUAAAACUAAUUUGCUCUAUCAAUAUCCUAACAACAACUCGAAUAAUUAAUGUUGAACUGUACGUGCCUGUUUUUAGAGUUAUCCGUGUGAGGUGAGAUCUGAAGUGAGUGCACUUACACCCACCACAAGCUCAGGAACAGGGUUGGCAAAUCUGGCCAGAGUCUGGAUGUGAAAGUAUUUGUAAAAGGGAUCUUUGUUGGAGAUGUUAAUAUUUUGUUCAAUGUCGAUGUUCAUCGCGUUUUCACCGAGUGCGGAACCUUCCUAUAAUACUGACCUGGCACCCGAAUAUCUGGGCAGAUGUGAAACGAGGCAGCAGCCGCCAUUUCACACCCAGCGUGAAAGUGAUAGCUGUGAAAUGGGUCUCGACCCUCUCAGAAUAGUUCAGUGUAUCAAACAAUGUGACUUUAAUGCCCGAUCACAUUUGUAUUUCUCUGUGAUUGAACUUAUAUCGCAACUUUUCAUUGUAUAGUGUGCUCUAAUGUUACUUCUAUUCACGAAUUUUUUGAAGAUUAUCUUUUUCAAACUGCCUUGUGUCUGCCUUCUGUGCUAUAUACUCAAUGAUCUGCGUACUUAUUCGUACUGUAAGUCAUAAAGGCCAAAAUAAAAUCCAAAUGUCUGAUAA
Stegostoma tigrinum is the source of this 1915-nucleotide messenger RNA. RefSeq names its product claudin-4-like. Gene Ontology annotation, cellular component: plasma membrane; bicellular tight junction. Gene Ontology annotation, molecular function: structural molecule activity. The transcript is spliced from 2 exons. Bases 66 to 1190 code for a protein of 374 amino acids. Gene Ontology annotation, biological process: bicellular tight junction assembly; cell adhesion. The record is from RefSeq and is a predicted model, not a curated record. Lineage: Eukaryota; Metazoa; Chordata; Chondrichthyes; Orectolobiformes; Stegostomatidae.